ACUUUGAAAUGGGAAACAUUUUUGAAAUCGGAAAAAAUUCAAAAUUCUCGAUUCAAAUUUUUUCUGGUGACAACAUUGUCUAUGUACAGGUCACUGACACACAUGGAAAUCGGCGUGUAUUCCUAAAAAAACAUCUUAAACGAUACGCGUGCACCGAGAAAAAGACGAUGUUUUUGCACGCAUUAUUUUCGACACUGACAACAUGUUCGAAAUUCUUAGAUUCUGAAAAAAAUUUCAAUUUUUUGAAUUUGGUUUUUGAAAGUAAAAAAAAAUAUGUUUCGUACAACAACACAUUAUAAAUAUUGGAUAUUUGAUGAUGAAGAUGAAUUAUAUAGACGUCGUCAAGAAGCUAAUCAUCGUUUUAUUCGUGAUAAUAUCACAUUGAUUAAUGUAAAGCCAGAUGAAGUACCAAAGCAUUUCCUAACGAUGGCCGAAGAAGUUGCUCUGGUUAAUUAUUACCUAAGUUUAUUAAGAGAUUUUUGUCGCCGAUUUAAUCCACCCAUACCCAAAUAUGUUACGAGUACAUCGAUACAAUAUUUCAAACGUUUUUAUCUAAACAAUUCCGUUAUGGAACAUCAUCCAAAACAUUUAAUUGUAACAUGUGUAUAUUUAGCAGCAAAAAUUGAAGAAUUUAAUGUUACAAUGGAUCAAUUUGUUAAAAAUGUUAAAGGUGAUCGUGAAAAAGCAGCUGAAAUUGUAUUGAAUAAUGAACUUUUAUUAUUACAUAAAAUCAAUUAUCAACUGAUAAUUUGGCAUCCAUAUCGUUCGAUUGAAGGAUUUUUAAUCGAUAUCAAGACUCGUUGUAAAUCAUCAUCAUCAAAUCAAGAUCCGGAACGUUAUCGUCAACAUAUCGAUACAUUUAUUGAUCAAUGUUUUCUUACCGAUGCAUUUUUUCUUCUCUGUCCAAAUCAAUUGGCAUUAUUAGCCAUUAUUUAUGCGGCCGAUAAAUUUGGUGAAUCAAUGGAUGAAUAUUUACAGAUAUUAUUUGGCGAUAAUAGUUCAAAUGAAAUCGCGUUUCUUCAUAAAUGGAUGAUAAAGACCAAUGAUUUGAUAAGAAAAAUUGAACAACCAGCCAAAAAUUAUGUCAAACAAAUUGAUUCAAAAUUAGAAUAUAUACAGAAUAAAUUAAUGUCAUUGAAACGAACUGGUUCAUCAUCCAAACGGCCAAUCGAUUCUGAUGAAGAAGAAAUUGAUGAUGAUAAUGAUCAAAUCCAAGAUGAUGAUGAUGAUGAUGUAGUGAUGGAAAAUGAUACAACCACCAUUCCAUAUGAACGCUAUUCAUCACAUUAUCGUUCUGCACAGGAUCGAAAUGAACAAAAUAUUUUGGAACGAUCCAAUAACAAACGUAAUAAAUAAUCGACCACCAUCAAACAACCAGUAUUAUUAUGAAUGCAACAGGUGGUCAAGAAAUUUUUUUACCUGUAAAAUUUGUGAU
Dermatophagoides pteronyssinus (European house dust mite) is the source of this 1435-nucleotide messenger RNA. RefSeq names its product cyclin H (gene CycH). Gene Ontology annotation, biological process: DNA-templated transcription; regulation of transcription by RNA polymerase II. The record is from RefSeq and is a predicted model, not a curated record. Lineage: Eukaryota; Metazoa; Arthropoda; Arachnida; Sarcoptiformes; Pyroglyphidae. Gene Ontology annotation, cellular component: transcription factor TFIIK complex. Gene Ontology annotation, molecular function: cyclin-dependent protein serine/threonine kinase regulator activity.